Messenger RNA from Fusarium redolens, 2151 nucleotides. RefSeq lists its product as uncharacterized. Bases 1 to 2151 code for a protein of 716 amino acids. The record is from RefSeq and is a predicted model, not a curated record. Lineage: Eukaryota; Fungi; Ascomycota; Sordariomycetes; Hypocreales; Nectriaceae. The transcript has 2 exons.
AUGACUUACUCAUCCAGCGGGCCUUCACUCGCUCAGGCCCUGGAUAUGGGUAAGGAAAGCAACAAUGGGAAUAUGGAUACGGAUGUCGAUCCUUUGCCUUCAAACUUGGAUCCUUCAAAAUCAUCUUCCCUUCCAACUUCGGAUCUGUCCGUGCUGAGUGAAUCUGACCCUGGUUCCAUUCAACAAUCUCGCUCUGCUUCGCACCCUCGCUUCUUGCGUUCCAGCGAACCUGAAAAGGACAUCUCUCAUAACCAUCUUCACCACGCUCACCUCCAAUUACAUCAGCUCGAAACCGUUGAUGACAGAACCGUCGACGAACCAGCCGAACAGAGCCAUCUGCAGCUCCACAAGACCGGCCACCACUCCCACCACUCCCACCAGCGUCUGCACCGAAGCAAGUCGCCUGCCAACCUCCAUCUUCGUGCUGCCCAGCCCAAGAACGUUCACGCCAUCGCCAACGCCAAUGCCCUAAAACCUCGCGCUGAGCAAGAUCUCGUUACUCAAGUUGUUCAGACUGUGUCGGUUGUCCAGGUCGUCGAUUCAGUCGGUUCGCCAAUCGAAGUCCAAACUCAUUACGCACCACCUGCUACCGUCGUCGUGGAUUCUGCUUCAGGUAUCACCGUCGCCGCCAUUUCUGACCCGGAACCCAAAAUCUCCGUGGCGGCCGCGGCGUCGGAUCCGGCUGCGAGCUACAAUGUUCCGUCACCUCCCUCCGCUCCCGCCGCGACCGCCGUGGAAACACCUGGUUUGACCGACCCAUCGCCGUCUGCGCCUAUCCCAGAUGCGACCGUAUCCGAUCCAGUACUCGAGCCUGUUAAUGACACGACGUUGCUACCCACCGUUGAUCUACCAUCCAACACGGUUCCUCCAACAAACGAGACUAAUAGACCUGUGACGUCGACAGAUCCUGAUACUGCGAGUCACGAAACAACGUUUCCAACUGCUCCCACCACUGCCAUUGACACAACAGCCUCGGAUGUUAGUGGGUCGGAGACCGCACUCGUAACCACCGAUGACCUAAGCGCGACAACAACCGACAUCGCUACUUUAAUAGAGACUACAUCUGACUUCACCUCGGAAGCGACGCAAGAUGUUUCCUCAGAAGUGACGUCUGAUGCUCCUAAAGCUACGACCGAUGUGACACAAUCAGAGUCCAAACCUUCCACAACUACGAUACCGACAACAACGAACACAGCUUCACGGACGCGAAGUUCUUCCACUGUCGUGGUGGUGUCUUCAACCUUCGUCACCUCUUCUAUCAACCCUAGCGACACUUCGACAUACAACUACUCUGACUCGGUAUACUCAAGCAUCUCGGCCGAGGAAACUUGGUCUUCUGGCUGGCGGGGAGACGAAGAUAAUGAAGGAGGAAGCGGUGCCGCAACAGCUGAUAACCAACCACCAGCAGCGACGACCACUUCGAACUCCAACAACACCGAUACGGGUACACUCUCGCCUCAACAGAAGCAAGUAAUAGGUGGUGUUGUAGGCAGCAUUGCCGGCGUGGCGUUCUUGGCGUUUUUCAUCCUGUUUGCUCUCAGGUACAAGAAGAAGCAUCCUGGAGGUGGCCUACUAGGUGGAAGUCAGUCUGGAACGCGGUCAAUCGGUGACCCAACAUCUGGUCCUGACGGCGGAAGUGACGUAUCAAUGGCUGAACGUGCUGGGGCAUCUGCUGCCAUCACUGCCGCGUUUGCGGGGCUGAUGGGUAAAAAGCAACGACAAACCCCCGAACUGGAGCCUGCCAGUGAGAGAGGCUUCUACCGGGUUUCAGGAAAGAAGCUUCCUUCUGUUCUUCAGGUUGGUGGUGAUGGUUAUUCCGAUCCUCGUACCGGACCCCCCUCCACCAGUCGGGCGAAUCGAGAAAGUGUCAUGAGUGGUAACUCCGACUACUGGAGAGGCUCUAUGGCAUUUGACCCGAGUGACCGGGAUUCACCUCACCUUGCUCUUGGGUCACCGAUGCGGCCAAUAAGUGGUGUGCCUGUGAUUCGGUCCGGCCCAGCUCGAACGCCUGUUACAGAGUCGAAUCCUUUUACUGAUCCGUCACGGCCAAGGCCGGAUUCUGAUGCCCUUGGAGGCUCAACGGGUGGUGGCUCCAUUGCAUCGCGUGAUGGAUCAUUUGGGUCACCAUCACGGUUCCAGGAGAGAAUCUGA